AUGGCCGACCUCUCCCUUGGCCCGUUGAGGAUUGCAAAUCCAGACGAUGCCUCUCCUGAUACCCCGUUGCAACCGCAGCAAUCAGUCUCCCAAUUCCCCAGAAUAUCACCAUUAGUCGAUGCCAAUGGGAGGACAGAUUACCUUUCCGCCGAACCCCAACGAUCUGACAGCCCUGUAUCGCCUCUGUCAUGUUCUCCGGCCGAAGAAGCGACAUCUCAGGUAGCAGCGGCGGCGAGCUUUCCCAGUGCUACAUCGUCAACGGCAAAUCAAGCCCACCGGGGCUCGGAGUGGCCGUUACAAAGACAAAAUAUCCCCCUUCCCUUUCAAGAUCAGGAACAAGCACAAGUCCCUCAGUAUACGACUAUGGUUCCUCAGAACUCGCAAGAUCCGCGAUCGAACGCUACACGACCCGGUUCCGCCUAUUAUUCGCAGAUGCCCGUCAAUGGAACGGCGAGCAACGGGGUGUCUCGACAAGCCUCAUACCGCAUUCGAAAUGACGGGUCGGCCUCGGCGGGCUUUCCUCAACGGACAUCCUCAAAGCGCACAGGAGUCGGAGAUGUAGCCGGUGUAAUUUCAAGAGACGACAGCCACACCGAAAGAGCAUAUGGCCCAGGGCAGCAGUACACUCCCGGCAAUGCUCCUCUACCUCCCAGAAAAACAUCCCGAGGGGUGGCAGGUCCCCGAAUAGGGGGCAGUGCAACUGGGAACACUGCACUCUCUACCACGCCAAAAUCAACGCAGACGUCCUUGUCAACCUCACCUUACAACAUGGAAGACCGUCCUUUAGCUAGUGCCGAUGAUUGGCAGGAGCGCGGUGCAGCAGUUGGAGUGAAGCGGGAGUAUGAUGCAGAAGGCCGACCCGUUCUCAAAGCUGUCAAGAAAGGCGUGAAAGAUUUCACCUUUGGCCAAACUCUGGGCGAGGGUUCUUACAGUACUGUCUUGGCUGCCACAGAUCGUCAGAGUGGAAAGAAGUACGCCAUCAAAGUGCUCGACAAAAGACAUAUCAUCAAAGAGAAGAAAGUCAAAUACGUCAACAUUGAGAAGGACACACUCAAUCGAUUGACGGAUCAUCCCGGUGUCGUGAGACUUUACUACACUUUCCAAGAUGAAAGGUCGUUAUACUUUGUUUUGGACUUGUGCCCGGGAGGUGAGCUGCUUGGUGUGCUCAAACGCAUGUCGACCUUUGAUGAAGAAUGUACCCGGUUCUAUGGCGCCCAGAUACUGGACACAGUCGAGUACAUGCACAGUCGAGGGGUGAUACAUCGAGACUUGAAGCCGGAGAAUCUCUUGCUGGAUGAGAACAUGCAUAUCAAAGUAACCGACUUUGGAACAGCGAAACUGCUUCCUGAAAAGAAAAAUAUCGACGGCCGACGGGACUUUGAACCAGAUUCGAAUUCCGAAGAGACGAGAGCUAACUCGUUCGUCGGCACGGCGGAAUACGUGAGUCCGGAAUUGUUGAUGGACAAGAAUGCUUGCAAGGCCAGUGAUCUGUGGGCAUUUGGGUGCAUUAUCUAUCAACUCCUAGCAGGACGCCCGCCGUUCAAGGCUACCAACGACUAUCAGACCUUCCAAAAAAUCAUCAACCUCGACUAUGAAUUUCCUCGAGGAUUCCCAGAGCUGGCGCGGGACCUUGUCGAGCGUCUGCUUGUCCUAGACCCUCAACGGCGACUAUCUCUCGAACAUGCGAAGAACCAUCCGUUCUUUGCUGGCGUACAGUGGGGUCGUGGCUUGUGGCAACAGAAAGCGCCACGAUUGAAGCCCUACGUCCCGCCGCCAGCAGCUCCGAUCAAGUUGAAUGGCACCAGCUCUCAGGACGCUUAUCCUCCAGACGUUCCCUCUCAUAGUACACAUUCCACCAUGUUACCUCCAAACAAUCAAAAACCACAUCCGAGGAUCAUCACGGAGCUUCCUCCACCCAGUCAGCUGGACAUCGAAUGGUCUCCCGUUCUCACAAGGAACAAUGAAAGGAUUUUGAAACUAGGGAACUUGUCCGUUCUGUCCACACCAAAUCCCCACAGCCCGCACGGGAACGAGGGAGGGGGCAAGCUUUCAAGGCUGUUUGGGGGAAGCAACACGAAAAAGCGCCAACGUCUCGUCAUGGUCACCUCAAGUGCACGCAUUAUCAUUGCAGCCGCUGGUGGAGAGGAGAAGAAGUCCAAGCUGGAUAUCUCACUCUUGUCUCCCGGAGUCGAGUUUUCCAGCGCAACGGACUCCAAGGGGGUGACUCAGUGGAUUGUCGACACGAAGGAUAAGCACUACGUCUUCGAGGAUCCUAAGCCGGCAUCCAAUGACCCCACGGCAACUGCUGUGUCCGCCCAAGAGUGGUUGGACACGUUAGCCCGUGCUCGUGACAUAGCAAUGCAGAAUUCCAGCAACAACUAUUCAACCGACGACACUCUCACCUUGACCUCGUCGGCUUUGUCCAGUCAUGCGAACACAAUGAGUCAUUCCACUGAUCUUAGUCCGCCCUCUGCGAGCCACGGACAUUCUGGGCGAGCAAUACUGCACAAGCAACAUUCCGGUGGCGAUUCCGAGUCGCUCAAAGGACGAAAGCGAUUUAGCAAGCGACAGUCCAAAAGCGGGUUGACUGCGGUGUUUUGA
Molecule: messenger RNA, 2601 nt
Organism: Capronia coronata CBS 617.96
Lineage: Eukaryota; Fungi; Ascomycota; Eurotiomycetes; Chaetothyriales; Herpotrichiellaceae
Product: AGC/PDK1 protein kinase
Exons: 2
Coding region: 1-2601 (866 amino acids)
Biological process (GO): intracellular signal transduction; peptidyl-serine phosphorylation
Molecular function (GO): protein serine/threonine kinase activity; ATP binding
Source: RefSeq, a predicted model, not a curated record